AUGCUCCGGGAUGCUGCCCCUCACAGUUUGCUCCUCACUGUGGCUGGGCUUUUUUGUGAUCUUGAUGUUCUCCAGCCCUUGACAGUGAAAUUUGUACCUUCUUGUGUCUCGCAAUCCGGCAAUGGCAAGUCUGGGCUGUCUGGUACCUGA
Pyricularia oryzae 70-15 is the source of this 150-nucleotide messenger RNA. RefSeq lists its product as uncharacterized. The transcript is spliced from 2 exons. Lineage: Eukaryota; Fungi; Ascomycota; Sordariomycetes; Magnaporthales; Pyriculariaceae. The record is from RefSeq and is a predicted model, not a curated record. Bases 1 to 150 code for a protein of 49 amino acids.